CAGGGCGUCACGGAAGCGGAAGAGCCCUUCGCUUCCUUUCUCCGGCCGGCUGUGGGAUUCGCUUGCGGAAGUAGCGUGAGGGGUUUCUUUUAAUCGUCGUUUGGCGGCGGCUUCCUUGCAUAGCCGGUAUACAGGCGAGAGGGGGGAGAAAAGCGCGAAUUGUCAACGUAACUUUGUCCUCUCUCUGUUUCCGUUUCCCCGGGAAAAACCGUCCCCGUCAGCCCCCGCCCAUCAUGGCGGCCACAUCCAACCUGCAGGUGAGCACCUGGCGCGGGGGUUGUUGGGCGCGUGACGGGGAGCCGCGCCGGAAUUCCGAAGUGUGUAGGGAAGGCGAGGCAGGGAGGGCGAGGGAAGGAGUCCUUCCGUGAGGCGGCUCACCUUGACUCGGGCUACAUGGACGGUUACCUCUUAACUGACAGGAGUCCUUGGUUCCUACGAGGAAAAGAGCCUCCGUGUUUCCCUCCCUCUUAAGCAGCACGACGUGGGAACGAACAGCAGGGGGAAACGCUCCGCCUCGCCUCACCUGACCUGCCAGCGCCCCGGAAGCGUCUCUUUCUCUCUCUCUCUCUCUCUCUCUCUUGGAGCUGUCAGGAUGGUGGCUGGCUGCUGAGCUACUACUGCUUCGGCCUUGGCCUCACACAGCGAGUCGUGGAAUUGAAAGGGACCCUGAGGAUCAUCUAGGCCAGAGCUUUCCAAAACUAAUCGCGAUUAUUAUUACAGUGGUACCUCGGUUACGUUUCAGGUUAUAGACUCCGCUAACCCAGAAAUAGUGCUUCAGGUUAAGAACUUUGCUUCAGGAUGAGAACAGAAAUCGUGCUCCGGUGGCGCAGUGGCAGCAGUAGGCCCCAUUAGCUAAAGUGGUGCUUCAGGUUUCAGUUUCAGGUUAAGUACGGACCUCCGGACCGAAUUAAGUACUUAACCUGAGGUACCACUGUAUUGCUUUUUUAAAAGACCUUCAUCAUUUCCUUCAUCAUUUCGCGACACAGCAGUUCGGUUUGGCUAGCAAACCCGAGGUGAAACUAACCCCCUUUCCAGGAAGCGCUCUCGCGACAUGCCUGCAUGCUGCCGCCAGCACACUUAACAUAUUGCAACACACAGUUUGGAAAGCUCUGAUCUAGUCCAACCCCCUGCGGUGCAAGAAUGUGCAGCUGUCCCCAUACAAGGAUUGAACCAGCAGUAUUGGCAUUAUCAGUGCCACACUGUAACCCAGCUGAGCUAUCCAGACACCGCCUUGGGAGAAGCACUGGGGUGCCUCUGGGCAUGUGCAGAAUGCAUUUCCGUUGCUGCGGAGGCAGCACUGCGUUCUUAAUCUAUUUUGUUAGUUUCUUUACUUAGAGAAUCCUGGAAUUGUAGUAUUGGAAGGGGCCGCAAGGGUCAUCUUGCCCAGCUCCUUGCAAUGCAGGAAUUUGUCACCCAUCGUGGGGCUCAAACCCACAACCCUGAGAUAGAGUCUCAUGCUCUACUGAGCUCAAGGUGGCAUGUGCUCUUCUCCCCCUCUCUUUUAUUCUCACAGGAACCCUGUGAGGUAGGUUAGGAGAAUCACUGUUUAACCAUGGUUUUAAGGCCUUGGUUAUACAAUAAAAACUAGCUGGACAAAUAAUUUUUAUCUGACGGGCAGAGCAAUGCAAUCCCAUUUGUGUCCAUCUCCAUGUGUGUUGCAUUAAACAGACAUGAUUAUCUGCUGGCCCUGCCACCCUUGCUAUGAAAUGGUGUCGGUGUGACUCCCCAGGCACAGAUCUCCCCCCUGCUACUUACAGACCAUGUGGGUAGAAGUGAUGUCAGUGAAGAGCUUUGUGCAAAACUUCUCAAACACCUGACAACUAGUUGAAUGCUUAGCAUUUGAGAAAUGCUGUGCAGAGAGCUUAGGAAGCUUUUUGAACUAUGUCCUCCACCUCAGUGGGUCAACUGUGGUAAGUCACCUGAUGCCAGAUGCUUGACAGAUGGUUGGUCCCAUGCACUACAGAUAAAUCUCUGCAGAUAAAUAUCUACAGAUACUACAGAUAAAUAUCUGGACCACUUGGCUAAAAGGUUCCCAAACCCCUGAUGUAACCUCUGCCACCUGCCCCCUUACAUAAUCUGCACAUAAUUUGUAGGUUUCAUUUCUAUUGUGCAAUAUCUCAUACACUGCAGGAACUAGAGAGUAGAUAAAUUGCCAUUUUGUCUUAUUUGCGCAGAUGUUUUGUUGACAUUUUCUUGCAUACAACUUGAAAGAGCAGAUAUGUGAUGGGUUGACUUUCAGGCUCUUAAAUUUUUGUUUACUAAUGUAGUUUCUCAGUUUCAUUUGUUGGAAAGUAAGUAGCUUAGGGAUUCACUAGUCAUUUAUCCUAAUUCAAGAUUUCAGUGCAUGUAUUUUUGUUUCUUGGUAACUUUGGAGAAAAUCUUUGUACACUCGCAGAAAGACCAUAGCUCAAAAUACAUGAUAUUGGUAUGGCUUUAUUUGGAUUACUUUAUCCAGGUGUAACAUACAUUUUCUGUACUCACCUAUAGUCCUGUGUAAUAUACUAAGUAAUGUUUUAUGCAGUGGAAGUUUUUCUGUAAUUGUGUGAAGUGUCUGAACAUUUCUGAAAGCAAUUUUGGGCACAAUUGUAUCCACAAAGACACACCCCAAUUUUUUUGCAGUGUUUUUAAAAAGAUCUGCAUUAAUAAAUGCUAAGAAUUUCUAGCACACUUAAUUUACAUGUGCACAGAUAUUGAAAUACCUUGUGUGGUGCAUAAGCCAUUUCCAUCUUAGUGGGAAGCAUUACGUCCAUGGUAAUUUGUGUUGCCCAUAGCUUGGCAGCUCCUUGUAACUGUCCUCUCAAAGGGAACAAAACACCUAUCUCUAAAAUGCCUACUUUCCAAGUGGCGUGUUUAAACUCUGAAAUCAUAAUGAAGAUAAUAGCCUGGAGCCUAAGAGAAAUAAAUGGAAGAAAGUUCAUGAAAGAGAAGUACCACAUCUGUUGCUCCCUACCCACUGGAGUAAUCAGAGCAGACCCAUGGAAAUUUAAGUUACAUGGAUUUCAGUGGGUCGACACUGCUAGUUGGAUUAUUAUUUUAUUCUUUUUAUUUAUUAAAUUUGUAUACCGCCCUUAUACCCGUUGGUCAGGCAUAGGCAAACUCAGCCCUCCAGAUGUUUUGGGAGUAUAACUCCCAUCAUCCCUAGCUAACAGGACCAGUGUUCAGGUAUGAUGGGAGUUGUAGUCCCAAAAUAUCUGGAGGGCCGAGUUUGCCUAUGCCUGCCGUAGGUUUUAGGGUUGUUCACAACACAGGUUACAAUAUAAAAGCACAAAAUACAUAAUACAAAAUUAAAACAAUUAACAAUACUGAUGUAUACAAACUAAUAAAAAUACACUCCCCAACAAAAGUUUCAUGCUGUAUCAUGCUAUAUUUAAAGUUUCACUGGUCUCAUGUUUGUUUCUAUUAGUAUUGUGCAAAUCAUCUCCAUGAGAUGCUUUUGGACACAGGAAUGACUCCCAAGAGUGAUUCUGUGGCUUUUAAUUGUAAUGUGAUAACUGUUUAAAUUGUACUGAAUACAGGUAAUUAUCCACAGAACUGCAAAACUAGCUUGGAGCAUCUAAGGGGGCUUUAUUUCUCCUGUCCAAUGUGGCAAAAAACAUUUUUUUUACUGUGGAGAGUUUCAAAAGCAGUGUGUAAUAUUGUAUGGUUAGGGUCUAAUGUAUAUAGGGGAGGGAGUCAAAACUCCCACUAUGAGCACACAGAUCCUUGGGUUUGCCUGUGGGGAUGUUCUUCAAUAUUAAUUAAUUUUAUAAUGAAUGAUUUUAGAGUGUUGUUUGUGCUGUACUUUUGUACUGUUUUAUUGUUGUUAGCCGCCCUGAGCCCGGCUUCGGCUGGGGAGGGUGGAAUAUAAAUAAAAUUUAUUAUUAUUACUAUUAUUAUUUGAAAUAAGAACUACUUGUGCGACAAUUUGGCAAAGCACUAGAAAUAAGAUAAAUGUCCUUGGAUGUAAGUAAAUGGUUAAAUGCUUAAGCACUUGGGGGGGGAGAGCCUUAUUCAAGGUUUCUUACAAUCCCCAUAAUGGAUGAAUGCAAUAUUAAUAGUUGGUAGAGAAAUAAAUAUAUGGGUAACAAAGUUUCUAUUUUAAUCUAUUGUUUUAAUUGGGAACAGUCCCAAAUCACAGUCCUUGGCUUAGAGUUGAUAUAAAGUUGGAAUCAUUGUUUUUCUCGAAAGAAACCAUAAUCUGAAGACUUAUUUUUGGCCUACCUAGCAGGGAGAAGUGAAACGGAAGUGAGGUUCACAAUACAGCAUUAACCAUGGCUUACUGUAGCAUUCUAAUCCAGCCAGUAUAAAGCCUCUUGACUAUUUGAAAAUGAAGGUGUCAUUUCAGCAUAUAAUGCAGUCCUAUUGUCUUCUUGCAUUCCCAUAUUACAAACACUUAGGGUUAACUUAUUUAAUUGUUUUAACCUUAAUCGUGUUUCUUUCUUUUCCUUUUAAACAGAAAGCAAUAGACCUUGCUAGCAAGGCAGCACAAGAAGAUAAAGCAGGAAACCUUGAGGAAGCCCUCCGCUUGUAUCAACAUGCUGUACAGUAUUUUCUUCACGUUGUCAAAUGUAAGAAUUACCACGUUAAGUAUAAGUAGAUGAGAUUUUUAUGUUUUUAAACAUUCCUUCACAUUCUUGGAAAUUACAGCAGUAGGUUCCAAAUUACAUGCCAUGGUCUUGCUAAUGACAUUUUGAUCAUAAAUUAAAUCAGUUAAUUGGGACUCAGAAAGGGAAAUGGAGAUCUUUUGGAAGACUGACCCUUCAGUCUUAUAUAAAUGGAAGGCUAAUGACCGGUGAUGAUGUAUUUGGAAACUGAACCUCUGCACUGAGAAAACUGAGUACUGUACAAAACUAGUCAUACUAAUUGCCUCAGAAGAUAAUGCAUUCUGUGCACUAAAAUAAAAAAAGGAGCACCUGGAGAGGGUAAUUGUGACUAUAACAUUUUUUGUUAUUUAUAGGGAGGGAGGGGAUGUCUAAUUAUGGUUUGUUGUUCUGUGCCUUGGAUUAUAACGCAAAACAAAAUACUUUCCAUUCUCAGAUGAAGCACAGGGUGACAAAGCAAAACAAAGCAUCAGAGCAAAGUGUACUGAGUAUCUAGACAGAGCAGAAAAGCUGAAAGAGCAUUUGAAAAAGAAAGAAAAAGCUCCCCUCAAACCAGUGAAAGAAUCUGGUUCUACUGAUGAAAAAGGGUAUGUUAGUUUCAUGUACUACAACAUUCUCCAAGUUUGCUUGUUUAAUGCUUUCAGUGGUGGUGGAACAGUGCGUGGAAAACACCAUAUUUCAAGACCCGUGGGCCUACAGAUUAUUUUAUGACCUGGUCAUCACACUUUCUAUAUUAGAUACUAAAAGUAGUAGAGUUAAAUGAUACAACAUGGUAUCUGUUUUAAGCAUCCAUUCUUUCUUGGGAUGAAACAGGAAUGGCAGGAAGAAAAUUGUAUUCAAAUAGGUAUCAUUCAGCCCACUUCACUCACUACUUCCCCAUUUUGAGGGCAGUGAAGCACAAGCCUCAUACUGGGUAGGGAGCUCCCUCAGGGACAUAACUUUCAAUGACUGUGUGGUUCUUUCCUGCAUCAGCAGUUUCUGUGCUAUAGCCACAGACUUCCUUACUGAAAAGGAAGUGCAUGGAAAAAUUAAAGGGCUUGCCUUCCACAGCAUGUUGGUGAUCAGGGGUUCCAAGGACUAUUGUGUGCUGACACGUCCUAUAUUACUUUUGCUCUAAGUUCUCUUUCAUAAAACUAUUUUACAGCAAGAUUCUAUCUUGUGCGGGGGUUAUGUUCGUGGGAUGGCACUUAUACGGAAAAAUGUGUAUACUGAAGCCAUCAUCUUGGAACUGUCCCUGCAUGAACAUUCUUACCCUAUCCAGAGCCAUGUGCUAAGUGGCCUUACCAGACUCUGGGAUGCUGUCAUGAGAUCUUAUGGGGCCAUCCAAGUUCCCAUGAGGUCUCAUGAGACCCUCCUGGAGCCCGGUAAGCAAGUCUUAGAGCUUGAAAGCUCUUUCUGCAAAACAAGCUUUUUAAGCUCUUCCUUCCAUGCAUUUAACUUGUGUGAAAUUCAACCAGCUGACCUUCAACCUCGUAAAGUUGAAACCACACAUGUUAAAUGUGCAUAAGUUAUACAGUGGUACCUCGGGUUACAGACACUGCUUACCUGGAAGUAGUACCUUGGGUUAAGAACUUUGUCCCAGGAUGAGAACAGAAAUCAUGUGUUGGCGGCGCGACAGCAGCGGGAGGCCCCAUUAGCUAAAGUGGUACCUCAGGUUAAGAACGGUUUCAGGUUAAGAACGGACCUCCGGAACGAAUUAAGUUCGUAACCAGAGGUACCACUGUAAUUGUAUUACUUUUGAUUAAUGGGAAAUUACCAUGGGCCAGGGUCGCACUAAUAAGCUGUAUAAGAAAAAUCUUUUUUGUAACAUCCACCUACAAAAACACAACUAUUCCCUUAAUCUUUUGACAGUUAUAUGCUUCCAAGUUUUUUGAAGUCCCAGUUUGCAUGUUAUGAGGAUGGGUUCUUUCAUUACAAAUAAUGUCAUUUAAAGCAGCAACAACUUGGCUGGAAGAGCCUGUCUUUUAGCUGUGCAUUAUUUUUUUCCCUUAUACCCAAAUUAGGAAUGAUAGUGAUGGGGAAGGAGAAUCGGAUGAUCCUGAGAAAAAGAAGUUGCAGAAUCAACUCCAAGGUAGCUUUACAUCAAGCGCUUAAUAUCUCGAAUAAAGUCUUUUUAUCAAAUGAACAGGGCAGAAGUUGCAAGAUAGAUAACUUGAAACAUCUAAUUAAUAUCAGCCUAAUAACGGGACAAACGUUACAGUUUAAAAGGGAGAGUGCAAAUGUACCCCCUUUUUUCCUCCUAGCUGAUUGCAGCCACUUUCCCCCUCUGCUUCUCUGGAGUAAUUGUCUUUUCUCUCUCCCUGCUUGAUACCAGACAUUCAAGAUUCUCUUGCAGAAGAUACAUAACUACAUAGCUAAUCAGAUUGACUACUUAGCAUUGCCACUGAGGGUAAAUGAAACAGGCAGGAUGCUCCAGGGCCAAGGGAGGUAUCCCUGCUUUGCAGAGGCAAUCUGUUCACAUUCCCUUCCUUCUGCUGUUAUGCUGCAAGGACAGUGUCAGUACCAGUCUUUUUGGCCUGUAAGGGCUACCCAUGCAGUACAGUUUGGGUGAAGAUACAGAGCUCAGCUCUGUAUGGUUACAUUCCCUUGCAGAUACUUUCUUCCGUGUUCAUUCCUCCCCCUUCCCAAAAGAUCACCUGAAGGUCAUGAGAGAGAGACUUUAUGACCUGGCCACCCCAAUCAAAAUCAUUCUACAGAUCAAAGAAAAUGUAAAAAUUCAGAUACUUCAAUUGUCGUCUGUUAAGUGAAAUACUAUAGUGCUGUUUUGCCCUAGGUUAAGAAUAGGAUAGUUUUGUCAGUGCCAGGAUGUAAACUUAAGUUUUCCAAGUACUGGAGCCUUUGAAGAAGCUCUUCUGUAAACGUUAGACUAGAAAUGAUCAGUGAUCUUCUCCAGUGGUGAUACUGUUCUUUUUUUGAAACUGGAAAAGAAUGAGGCGUUUAAAAUUAUUUGAUAGUUUGAGGAUCUCGCAGUGGAAAUAAUUUUAAAAUAUUUUAGUUGGACUAUGAUGUUGCUUCUAGCUGCUGCCAAUGUGUCAAGUUAAAUCGUUGUUCAAUUUUAUUCUGUUUAUUUUUAUUAAUUGUCCAUAUAUUGUAAGCUGCCUUGUGAGGAUUUCAGUCUUAAUAAAUCAAUUUCAUAGGUGCUAUUGUCAUGGAGCGACCAAAUGUCAAAUGGAAUGAUGUUGCUGGGCUAGAAGGAGCAAAAGAAGCUCUCAAAGAAGCAGUAAUAUUGCCCAUUAAAUUUCCUCAUCUUUUCACAGGUAUUUCUUUAUAUAUUGUCUUUCAGUUACAAAACCCUAAAAUGUUGAAGCUGUAGGGCAAAGUACCCUGCUUGAACAUCUAUGUACAUGGGUGUCCUAAUCUUUCAGCUGGUCAGGAAUAGUUGCUGCUGUCAUACCAGUCUGAGCUGCUAGGAGGCACUUUAUGCCACAUUUGUGCAUUCCUAGUCUGUUUGCAUGUUUGUGCUUCCCUAGGCAGGGAAUUUGGUGCUGAGUUGAUAGAUGGGAGUCCUAGACUGAAACAGAAUGUAACAUUUUCAACAUACAUGUAAAAAGGGUGCACCAGAAUUAGUACCUUGUAUUGAUUUUUUUCUGGUACAAUCCUGUGUGUAGCUGUUGGCAGGAAUCUAAUUUCCUGCUGACAAUAUAAUAUUUUAUUCUGAUAAUUCCAAAAGCAUACAUAUAGAAGUAAUUUAUAAAUGAUAAUAAAAGCAAGAAGUACCUCUCUUAAUUAUGUCACAAGUGAUUAUUUGCAGGGGUUGGGUGUUAUUUUGUACCAUAAUCAAUUCCAAAUUGAUGCUUUUUCUAAUUAGUCCCCCCCCCCCCAAUAUUAUAAAUACACUUUAUAUUUCUUAGGGAAGAGAACUCCCUGGAGAGGCAUCCUUCUGUUUGGACCCCCAGGAACAGGAAAAUCCUACUUGGCAAAAGCUGUUGCAACAGAAGCUAACAAUUCUACAUUCUUCUCCGUAUCUUCUUCUGACCUUGUCUCAAAAUGGUUGGGAGAGAGUGAAAAGUAAGUAUUAAAGCUAUAAAGGGUGGAAGCUUCCAGUUCUUCAGGGAUCGUGAACCCACAUGCCAAGCCUUGAUUUCUGUUCAAGUGACCCCUUUGCUCUUGUAUGAGAACCAAGGGAUAAGGUAACUGUAAUUUGAGUAUUCUAAUAGGUGCUUUUCCUGUGUUAUAUAAAAUAUAUUGUCUACAAAACCUCCUGUAAAAAAAAAAAGCCUUUAACAUUUUUCUAGGACGCUGCGAUAGAUGAAUGUGGCUACCUAUCAACAAUCUCACAGGUUUCAAAUUCUGUGUUUAAUCCCCCCAUGAAACGAAAAAUUAUGCAACUUGGAAAAAGUGUGUUUCUGCUCUGCUUGGAGAAACAGACUGAAGGGAAAUGCAUAAGAAUGGGGAAAUACAUGGAAGGAACUGAUUGACUGGUCCUUUGAACGAGAGCUGUGUGGUUCUAUAGGAAGUACCACCCUCUGCUUCCUAGUUUUUAAAUUGCUCACUGGAACUCCUUGAUACACUUCUCUGUGGGGUGUCUGGACCCAGUAUGUCUGACUGGUUUGGAAAAUGCAAUAUCGUUCCUGGGCUAUUCAUACGUAGUUCAUGUAUGAGACUUGGAUAUUAAAAAGUACCUUCAUGAAAUAAAGAGGGGGGGGUCCUGUUUUGUGGGGUUGGGAGAAUUAGAAAGAAAAGAGGAAGAAUUGGGGAUUGAGGUAUGUACCAAGACAAAAUUGCUUCAUGCAUAGUUGCCCAUUCUAAAUGAAUGAAGCCAGUUAAAUUUCAGACAGACAGGUGCAGUGGUUUUAGGUUUUUUAAAGGGGAUAACUAUAACAUUUUAACUUCUUAGUGUUACAUUUGCUGGGCAUUGCCUCUUCUGAAUGAAGGAAGCAUAUCACAUUUCAGAUAGAAAAGUUCAGAGGUUUUAUUCAAAAGGAGCCUUUAAUAUUUGAGGGUGAAGGAGUUUGCUUCUGCACCCCAACUUGGUGGUGCAAUUUGUAUGAAAAUGGAAUACAUUGUAGAAGCACCUGUAUGCUAAAUAACCUACAAAAUUUCAGGAUAAGUGCAGGAGUUAGGGAACUGUCAGGAAAAUCAGUUGAGGGUUUGUUUGCUUUUUCCUGCUCAAUUGACAUGAACUAAGAUCAUUCCCAAAGCACCGUUGUUGGAAAUAAAGGUGGGACCUGGUCAUUUGCUUGUUGGAAGCUAGUAAUGUCAGUCAGAAAACUAAGCUCCCUCCCCCUGCCUGGCAUUUUCUUUUUAUGGAGAGCUUGGGAGGAGGAAACACAACCAUUUUUAACAGACAGUCUGGACAGAUUGCAUGCACCAAAUCUAUGAGUUAGAUCUGAGUUUGCUUUUCAGGAAGAUCUUCACCUUGGACAAAGCCUGAAUAGCUAUGCGGCAGCCUAGUUUGUUUCUAGAUUUGUUCUUUGCCCAAAGCAGAUGCAUAGUGACAGUGAGGGACUGCAAUAGCAUUCAGGCAUGUAGGCCUUCAGACUAACUCUCAGCUACAUCAUCUCGAAAGUGUAAUAAUCUGCUCUGCAAUUUACUACCCUGUGUUUCAUGUUUCUCUAUACUGUGACAUCUAGAAAUGUUGUUCUUCAGCUAUAUUGCAAAGAGUCCUGAAAUUAUAGUUACUGAGCAGUUGGAUAGUGGUUCUAAUCAAUGGAGAGAUGACCAAGAACUAAUAACUUUGCUGUUUAAUUUCUCAAACUUUGUAUGAAGCAACUGGAUAAAAGGCAAUUCUUAUAUGAAGUAUAUACACUUAGUUAUAAAGGUUCUAGUAUCUCAUCAUCUAUGGAAGAUUAACAGCUAAGAACUUUACUGAAUUUUGGAAAACAGGUGAAAUACUUCCGUGUUGCUGUCCUGCUGUAAUGUAACUUAAAUUGUUCCACAGGCUAGUGAAGAAUCUCUUCCAGCUUGCCAGAGAAAACAAACCUUCAAUUAUCUUCAUUGAUGAAAUAGAUUCUCUCUGUGGCUCCAGAAGUGAAAAUGAGAGCGAAGCUGCCAGACGAAUUAAAACAGAGUUCUUAGUUCAGAUGCAAGGUAAGAUCAUUUUCUUGGCAUGGCUACUUAAAGUAAUAUGAUAGCUUAUAUAACAUGAUUGUCUGUAGCCUAGCAUUCAUUAGCCGGCCUAGGAAAAUCUGUGGAGAUAAAAGUUUAUGGUGUUUAAAAUAUGCUAAGUUCAGUGUUUCUCAUUCUCCAUGCUAUACAUUGCUUAGAGGUUGUUAUUAUUAUAGUCACUGAUUAAAUUCACCUGUUCUGAUUAGGAGUUGGAACAGACAAUGAAGGAAUUUUGGUUCUGGGAGCUACUAACAUACCUUGGGUUCUAGAUUCUGCCAUCAGAAGAAGGUAAGGUAUAAUAACAUAAAUAAAUUCAUUAUUGUCCUGGUCAAAGUGACACUGCUUGCAGCUUAGUCAGGGUUGCAGGAUUACUUGUCCACCUCUGGUAUAGUAACACCUCUCUCCUGGUGCUGACAAAGCACUGCAGCCCAAGCAUGUAGCAGUAGCAGUAGCAGUAGCAGCAAUGAACACCACUUGCAUCAGUAUCAGAAUCUAGUGGGUGACAGAAAGCACUGGACAUUUUUGCUCCACUUUGCAGGCGUAUUUUUCGCUCCAUAAGACACACUUUUUUCCUCCUAAAAAGUAAGGAGAAAUGUGAGUGCGUCUUAUGGAGCGACUGGCGCUGCGCAGAGAGGGAGAACUGCGCAGCGCCCCUUCAGCGAAGCGGAAGGAGGAACAGAGCCCCUUCUGUUCCUCCUCCCACUUCGCUGAAGGGGCACUGCGCAGCUCUCCAUCUCUGCGCAGAGCCUGUCCUGCGAAGCCGGAGGAGGAACAGAACGGUCUCCUUCUGUUCCUUCUCCAGCUUCGCUGAAGGGGCGCUGCGCAGUUCUCGCUCUCUGCGCAGCGCCUCUCCUGGCUUCUGCCUUAGCCGUGCGCAGCCUCUUCGGGCAGGGGGAGCCUUCAUCCCGCUGCCCUGAAGAGGCUUGGCGCGGUUAACCCAGAAGCCAGAACAGCCACACGGUAUCCCAGAAGCCAGAUCCCUCUUGCUGUUCUGGCUUCUGGGAUUCAGAAUAAUUUUUUCUUGUUUUCCUCCUCCCAAAACUAGGUGCGCCUUAUGGAGCAAAAAUGCGGUACUUCAGUUAACCUACAAUGGCUCUAGUUGUUUAUGUCGGUGCAGCGACACAGUUUUAUAGGAUUGUGUGGCCACAUAUUAUUUAAAUGCAUUGGCGCGGUUCACACACCAUGUUAAGCCAAUGUGUGACUUGGCCCAAGUGUGUGGGCUCCAGGUGAUGGAAUUGCAGCCUUUUGCUCCCCCUUCUUCUCUGGUCAUUCUACUGCUGUGCUGAGCUUAGCCAUGGCUUUGCCUACUGUGCUAUCUGAACCCAGGCUCAUGGUUUAGUUCUCUCCAGGCUAACUGUGAACUGUAAUUAAGGAUUGCCCUACCUUAUGGUUCAUCCAGGAGAGCUACAGCACGAACCUGGAUUCAGACGACUCGCUAAAUCAAGCCAUGGCUUCAUGCCAAAGCGGUACAAACAGAGAGAUGCAAAAUGGCCACAAUCUCUUUCCUGGAAGCUUGCACAUUGAUACUAAGCCAUGGUUCGGCUUAGUGUGAUGUGGAAACCAGGCUGCUGUAAACAAAAUGUUUCCUCAUUCUGCUCACAGAAGUAAUUAUAAGAUCUUUGAGUAAUCUUGUCAGAAGAAUAAACAAACCACAAGGAUUACUUUGUACAGUGAACCUAUUAGUUUGGCUUUGUUUACUAAAACUGGGAGCAAGCACUACACCCAUGCAUCCUCCGCUGUCAGUUGCUAAGCAGAUUCCUGUUUCUGAUAUAAUGCACAGAUUGUUAAAAGAGACCAGGAGUGAAACAUCAAAGCAGAGUGUAAGGGUAUGCAUGCAGCCUCAACCCUUGUGGCCAGAUCAUGCUUUAUGAAGUCAGAACUACUGCAUCCAAUACAUGCCUUAGUAUGUCCCUUAAUGGAACAAACUAAUAUUGUAUUGUGAAACAUCUGCAAUACUUCUUUAAUCAUCCAUGCAAUUUUUUUGCUUUAAGAACAUGAAAUAUGUUGGCUAUGAUUUAGUGCGUAAGCAGUUCUAUAAAUAUGGCGUACAGUGCACUUUUAUGGAAUUUUAAAACACAAGUUCCUGAAUUUUAUUCAAACAACCAGUAACUUUUAGUUAUUUUAUUAUUUCUCUAGACCGUAGAAAAUAAUUUUGUCACGAGCGUGAAAAGAAAUGGACAGCUCAAAAGGACCUGGAUUCUAAUACUUGCUUUUAAAACUCUCAGUCUGGGUGCUGUUAAUGUUUCACAGCUUACAUUUCAUGGUUGGAUUUUUCAAAAACUGUAGUAUAAAGAUAGGGUUAUAGUCAACUGUGUUUUACAGAGUAGACCCAUUUAAAUUAAUAAUUUCCUUUCUCCAGGAAACCCAUUGUUCCCUCCCUAGUUGUGCUAGAAAAACAAACUUGAAUUUGCAUGAAAUCUGUUAUGGGCAGUGGUAUUUUUCUAGGAAAAGAAAUGCCGGAACUUACCAUAAAUGCCUCCCUUGUUCUUUUAUAAUGGCUGUGGCACCUGAGAGGUGCCAUAACUGUGUUCCGGUAAGUCCUGUGUGGGGAAAAAACCCUGGUUAUGGGUAUGGAUGAGCAUCACUGUUUGUGAUUUUUCUAAUAAGGUUUGAGAAGCGCAUUUACAUUCCCUUACCUGAGGAUCAUGCAAGAGCUGCAAUGUUCAAGCUUCACCUUGGGACCACUCAGAACACCUUGACUGAAUCAGAUUAUCGAGAGCUGGGGAAGCGAACCGAUGGCUACUCAGGCGCCGACAUAAGCAUAAUAGUACGAGACGCCCUAAUGCAGCCGGUUAGGAAAGUUCAGUCGGCCACACACUUUAAAAAAGUGAGUAACUGGAACUUCUAAAUUCUUCUUCUGCAUGCUCAUCAGAGGUCAACAGGUGGUUGUUUUCAGGACUCAACUGCAGGGUUUUGUCCCAGGUCACGUGUGGUGUCUCUGUAAUGCAGCACAAAGUUUAAGGGGAAGCCUCCUGCACCUCUCGACUUGCAGCUGGGGAAGAAAGGGCAGAAAACAAAACACAACUCCAAACAGUUCAUAACAAGGUGCCUACUUUGGUGCCUGCAGGUGCUCUGGCAAACCAACGCAUCUCUCCGUUCCAGUUACAAGCCAACAAGGAGAAAGUGCAUGAAAAUGAUAUACAGGUGGUACAUGACCCCAGUCAAGCUUGCAAAAAUCUAUCAUUUGCCCGAUAAUAAAUGUUGGAAAUGUAAAGAAACUGAAGGUACAUUCUUUCACCUUUGGUGGACGUGCCCAAGGAUUGAGGCUUCCUGGGAAAUGAUCUAUAAUGAAAUGAAAAAGGUAUUUAAAUAUACCUUUCUGAAGAAACCAGAGGCCUUUCUCCUGGGCAUUGUAGGCCAAUUGGGGCCAAAGAAGGACAGAACUUUCUUUAUGUAUGCUACAACAGCAGCAAGAAUACUCAUUGCAAAGUAUUGGAAGACACAAGAUCUACCCACCCUGGAAGAAUGGCAGAUGAAGGUGAUGGAUUAUAUGGAACUGGCAGAAAUGACUGGCAGAAUCCGAGACCAGGGAGAAGAGUCAGUGGAAGAAGACUGGAAGAAAUUCAAAGACUAUUUACAGAAAUACUGUAAAAUUAAUGAAUGUUAGAAUGAUGUUGGAUAGAAAUUAAGUGGUUUCCAGCUGUAAUGCUAUAAGGGAAUAUGAAAAAUGGAUUAUUAAUAGGUAAAAAUUUAAUGUCACAAUAUUUUAAGACCAAAGACUAGGAUAAACAAAGAGGGUAAGGAUUUGCUGAACCAACAAACCGAACUGGAAUACAAAAAAGGGAGGCGUGAGGAGGUCCGGGAAACAAGCUAAUGAAAAAUAAGUAAUGGAAAGAUUGAGUGGUUUUUAAUCAUUUUUAUUUUGUAUUUUUUUUUCUUCUUUUUUUGUAACAUUUUGAAAAUCUCAAUAAAUACCUUAUUAAAAAAAAAAGAAAGUGCGGCACAGGUAUAUCAGCUUGCUCGGCCUUUUCACUCAGAUUCUCUGAGCCCCCAUUGUGUAGAGGGAAGCCCAUAUACCUGUGCCUCCCUUCUCCAGUGGUGAGCUGAAAACAGGAGGUAUAAGCAUGGUACUGCUCUGUCUUUGUACACACAGUUGGCAAGUGCAGAGCCAAAACAAAUCCCAGGCUUCAGCAGAACUCUUGUGCCCCAUUGAUCCAACAGGAAAAUGACCACACCUGCAGGCAAGCUGUCGAGGAGGGAGCCAACACCAUAUCUUGGUUCUUGCUAUUCCCUACCAGUGUCUUUACAGUCAUCUUUAAAUACUAUGGUUUUAAGAUUUUACUUGAUGGUUGCAGUGCAGGUACUGUAUAUGAGGAAAGUGUCAUCCCUGUCUAUUUGUCUGUAUCCUCUCCUAUUUCAUAAGCUGUAUUUAUAUUUUAAAAGUGAUCCUUGCUUUGCAUAAAACUUCUAUCCCAAAUUUUCCAGAAGUCCUAGGAUACCUUUUAAAACAAAAGCAACAGUGCUUACACACAAAUGUCCUUUCCUAUUAUAGUUCAUCACAUUUGGUUUAAAAGGGCUGCAAGUCAUGACAUGAUACCAGAUUCUGCCUGAAAUUCGACAUGCUUGAGAAUGUAGACAACCAACUGUCUGUCCCAGAAAGGAGAAUCAUGAAUAUUGGUGCUAAGUACUGUGCAGAGAAAGGGGCUCCUCUUUUUUUUUUUAAAGUGAUGUUAUCUUGGGCAAAUGCUUUCUAAAAUCUGGCUUGUUUGUUUAAAAUAUAUAUAAACAUGUUUUCCGUAUUUGGAUUAUAUACACUGUCUUUUCAUCAAAAAAUUCUGAAAGUUAUGAAGGCGGGCAGCAGAAAAAGAACUUUACUAGCAGGUCUUCUUGGCAAAGCAUCAGAAGCUUAUAUGCAGUUGAAUUCUGAUUGCCAAGUAAAUUUACUGUUUUCUAGUGGCGCUGUGGGUUAAACCACAGAAGGUUGGCGGUUCGAAUCCCCGUGAUGGGGUGAGCUCCCGUUGCUCGGUCCCAGCUCCUGCCAACCUAGCAGUUCGAAAGCACAUCAAAGUACAAGUAGAUAAAUAGGUACCGCUCCAGCGGGAAGGUAAACGGCGUGUCCGUGUGUUCACCAGAAGUGGCUUAGUCAUGCUGGCCACAUGACUGGGAAGCUGUACGCCGGCUCCCUCGGCCAAUAAAGCGAGAUGAGCUCCGCAACCCCAGAGUCGGUCACGACUGGACCUAAUGGUCAGGGGUCUCUUUACCUUUACCUUAUAGCUCUCCGCAGAAUGGAUUUGGUAGUUGUUGAAAUGUAUCCUGAGAAUGCCCCAUCACAAGAACGUAACAAGCAGGACAGGAUGUGCUGGUUAUGAUACUAAACCAAGUUUAUUUCUCUCAUGUGCUACAUAGCAUUAAUGCUUUUCUUCCUGCCUGGUAUGACUUGGUCUGCCAGAAAAUCCACAGAACAUUGCUAGCCAAGCUUUUGGGCAAGUACAGUGGUACCUCAGGUUAGAUACGCUUCAGGUUACAGACUCUGCUAACCCAGAAAUAUUACCUUGGGUUAAGAACUUUGCUUCAGGAUGAGAACAGAAAUUGUGCUCCGGUGGUGCGGCAGCAGCAGGAGGCCCCAUUAGCUAAAGUGGUGCUUCAGGUUAAGAACAGUUUCAGGUUAAGAACAGACCUCCAGAAUGAAUUAAGUUCUUAACCCGAGGUACCACUGUAUGGCAAUAGCCAAGUCUAAAGAAGUACAUAGUGCUACUCUUAAGGCACACUAUAAGUACAGGUGCAACCCUGCCUUUCCAUAGAUGUGGGUUUGGGUCUAAAACUUGGCGAAGUAAACAGGGAAAAUAAGCUUAAUUAUGCCACAUAAUUACAUCUGUGGCUUCUCUUGCUCUUUCAAGCUUGCUAUAAAGUCACAUUGCCUUUGGCACAGAAUGCCACUUAUGUUCUAGAUUCACAAAACAAAACAUCCUUGUUCACUUGUUUCCUGUUAAAGAUAAACAGGUAUGCCUUUUACCAUUGACCUUGUUUGACAGAACCUCCAAAUGCGUUUACUCCUGCAACUGAGAAAUUUUGCUUCUUCCAAAGGUGAAAGGACCAUCACUGUCUGAUCCAAACGUUCAAGUAGAUUUGUUCACUCCAUGUUCUCCGGGAGAACCAAGUGCCAUUGAAAUGACAUGGAUGGAAGUGCCAGGAGACAAACUACUGGAGCCUGUUGUUUCAAUGGUUAGUCUUUGUUUUGCUAUGGAUGUUUUCGUCUUGGACUAGCUCUGCCAGAGGUCACAGCCUUAUAAUUAAACCUGAAUACCUGAUAUAAUUCCGAUGGCUUAGUGAUGGGUGUGCUCAAUUGCAAAGUACACUUGCUCAUAAGAGAGAUAUGUCCCUUCUUCCUGCAACUUCUCUCCAAUCAAAAAAGCUCCUCCCUGUUGUGCUUUGCCAUCCUGGAAGGUAUUGUGAAAGAAUUCUGAGAGUGUGCCCUUGCAUGCACUCCUGAACUAAACCUUCCUGCAGUAGCUGAUAUUCUUUAUGUGGACCCUUCUUGCUUUGUGCAUCAAAUGCUUAGGAUGUGGUUGUUCCUCAUAAAGGUGAUAAAGGUGAAGGGUUUCAGUAUCUCCUCACUGCCUUGCAUUAAAUACUUGGAAAAUGACACUCAAUAUAAGUUGUGUAGAGUUAUAUAUGAAUGGUUUGCUGCUUUCCUCUGAAGUUCAACCACCACUAUUACAAAAACAUACCUGCUACUGUCGUAAAACUUGCAGGCUGGAGGUGGUUUAUGCAGAGUGACAAAGUUGAGUAUAUUGAUUGAAGAAGGUGGUGAGUGCGCUAGAAUGGGGGAUGUGAACUAUUUAUUAGAUAUUUUAUAAAAUUAUUGAAUUCAGUAUACAAAACUGCAUAUAAUUUUAUAUUUGAUCAACUCUGCUGCCUCCGCCCCCUUGUCAGUGUAAGUCCGUGAAGAAGUACAUCCCAAAAUCAGUUCAUGUGCUUUAUUUUACAUAAUUAGAAUCAACAAAACCAAAAAACUACAGCUCCCCACUCUGGAGCUUUUUUCGCCGUUGAAAUAAAUAUCAGUUCCCACACAAUAACAGCAGACAUUUCUAUAAAUAACUUUGAAGUUUAGUUUAAGCCCCAAUACCCCUUCCACCACAUUAUUAAGGGUAUUAUUCAUUUAUGGUAGUACAAAAUUAAAACCGCUUGCACACAAAUAAUAUUGUCUAAGGCUGAAAGGAAAUAUCUAAUUUGAGUGUGCCCAGUGGAUUUGUGCCUCCUUCCUGUAUCCUAAAACUGACAUUGAAAGUAUCCUUCUCCAGUUUCAAAAACAGUUUGCCAUGAGAUAUAAUUAACGAACUUUACCCUAUGAAAAUACAGGAUGAAAAACAAUUAGUCAUUAGUUGUGGCUCUCGACUGCCAACUUGUUGUCAAGUUAUUCUUAAGUGAUAUGGAGUAGCAACAUCAUAAUAACAAUCAAACAUUUAAUAUUAGGACAGCCACCUUAUUGACCUGGUUUUCCAAUAAUGGUAAGCCAAACAGUGGCUUACUGCAAACAAGCAAGCAUGCUGGUUUUAUUGUUAUCAUUGCUUUCUUUGCUGCGAAUUAUUUUGUAUUGUGAAUUUUAUUGUUACCAAUCUUUUACUGCCAUUUUUGUCUGAAAACGUAGGGAAUAAAUGGAAAUCUCCUGAACUGCAAAUGAGUAAAAAAAGAAAGAAAAAGGGCUCUAAAAGUUGCUUGCUCCUUCUAAGUAUCUGUGAAGUUUUUGCAUUUUCUUUCAACUCUAGCAUAAAAGUUACAUCCCGUAUGGGGCUCACUGACAAAAAUCCAUGUGCCCAACAAGCUUUGUAAUUUCUCUUGAGUCUUUCUUUCUCAAAAGAGGAAGGCUUGCAAGUAUUUUUGAAUAAUGACUUCAUUACAUCAAAGUCUGCUUCCCACAACCUGUCCAGUGGUCAAGGGAAAUGAAAGCUUGUUUAUGCCCAUAACACAUAAUUUGCUCUCAUUUUCCUUCCUAAACCUUUGUUCAGCGGGCAGGUAUAUGGUGGAUAUUGUUUCUGGGGUUAUACCCUUUAACAAGUCUAAACUUGCUGGUGGUACCUUUUUUUGGCAAAAUCUCAUGGUUCCGCCUGGUACUUUAGUCAUCCAAUAGUAAUGAAUUCCUCUAACAAAUCUGUGUAUGUUGUGUUUACGAAAGGGUUUGUUAUGUCCGUUUAAAAAAUAACAAAGAACAUCCUUAGGAGAUAAAUAUAAAAAUACGGCGAAUGGGGGUCAAGGUGAACACCUUAACCUACAUUGUUGCCUACCCAUGAGGCUUCAGGAUUCAUUGGGUAUAAAUAGUUAUAUCACUUGGAGGAUCAAAACUUAAUAACUUGCCCUGUACUUUAAUGUGGGUUCCUAACAAUUACAGCCUUCAAAAGGCAAAUGCAUGCUGAUUCUGCAGGUGAGUGAUGGUGGAAUUGUAGUGAUUCUGUCAUGUCAAGAAUUGGUGUGGCCUAGUAGCUAUGGGACAGAGCUGGGACCUGGGUAGCCAUGAAUUUGUUAGCACAUACCCUUAGCCCUUUGGCAAUAUGAGGGCAAUACUGAUCUGCUUUACAUGAUUGCUGUAAUGGUUGUUAUAUACAUUAAAUGCUUUGAUUAAUGAAGUUGUUAAAUACUGAAUAGGUUUACUGAAUAACAAUCUGUUCUCAUAUCUGUUCCCAACCCUUGGAGUGUGCGAGGAAGUGUUCAUUCACUUUUUUACCAUUAUGUUGUCAUUUCUCGAGGCCCAGAAGUCAUUCUAAACAUUUAUUCAGGAUUUGAUUUGAUUGUCAAUUUACCGUAUUUUUCGCACCAUAGGGCGCACCUGACCAUAGGGCGCACCUAGUUUUUAGAGGAGGAAAACACACAAAAAAAUAUUCUGAAUCAAAUGUUGCACUAAACUAUUUAAAGCAGCAAAGCGGGCGGCUCCUGUCCGCUUUGCUGCUUUAAAUCGAGCCUCAGAGGAGGGUAGGAAGGGGAACCAUGGCUUAUCUAAGUCCAGUUAAUAAUGCUGAGCCUGACUUAUGGCCAUCGAGAUUAGCCUGGCCGUCUCAGUGGAAAUCUGGGGAGGCUGAGGUGGACAUUCCAGUGGUCAAAGUGUGGUUGUGUCUUCCUGCCCGGCAUCUAUUUCCUGCCGUCUUUCCCCCCUGCACCCCCGCACCCUGCUUCGAGGGAAGGAAGCAGAGCCAUGGAUCCUCUGCUUGCAACUACAGUGGAUUCCCUCCACUUUGAAGCAGGAAAGUGGGAGAGGAGCUGCUUACACGAGUGUAAGCUGCUCCCCUCCCACUUUGCUGUUUCAAAGGGAGCCUGGGAGGAGGGAAUCCGCUGCCUUCGCUAGCAGAGAUCCAUGGUCCCGCAUCCUGCCGUCCUCCAUAGCUGCUUUGAAGCAGGAAGGCUGGGAGAGGAGCUGCUUACACGAGUGUAGGCUGCUCCCUCCCACUGCUGCUUCAAAGGAGCCGGGCAGGAGGCAGUCCAGCUGCAUGGAUCGCCUGCUUGCAGCUCCUCCAUGGCUUGCUCUGAGCAGCAGGUGGGAGAGGAGCUGCUUACACGAGUGUAAGCUGCUCCCCUCCCACUUUGCUGCUUCAAAGGGAGCUGGGGAGGAGGGAAUCCGCUGCAGCUUCCCCCACCUCCCACAAAACCGGCAGAAGCCGCCAGCUCUUUAAAGGGGCUGCGCGGCUUCUCCUGGCUUUUCUGGGAGGUGGGAGAAGGGACUGAUGCAGCUUUUUCCCCUCCUGGGGAAAAGCCCGCAAGAGCGCACGAAGCUUGUGUGCGGCUCUUGGGGGCUUUUCCCGCCUGCCUCCCCCUUGCAUUCGCUCCAUGGGACGCACACACAUUUUCCCUUGCUUUUUAGGAGGGAAAAAGUGCGUCCUAUAGAGCGAAAAAUACGGUAUUUACCUUCCUUCAUCCAAGGGUCACAGGGUGGUUUACAUUAAACAUGCUUCUGAGUAAACAUGCGUAGGAUCGUGUUGUCAAGCAGUAAUUGACAUGCGUGGGUCUAACUACAUGUAAUUUAAAGUAGGUGUGGUGACAUAGAUUUCCUGGUCUCAAGUAUCAUGGUUGCUUAAUAAUAUUGGUAAGCUUCCAUCUUUGGCACAUGAAUGAUUGGUAAAAUAUAUGUAGAAAUGUGUUGGCUCUUCUGUAUCUUCAUGGCUGCUUCUGUAUCUUCAUGGCUGCUUCUUAUAUUUCCCCCCUCUAUUGUGUCAUUGAGCUGUGAAGUUGGCAAAUGUAUGUUGGUGACAUUUCUUUUUAAUUGCACGUAGUUUGUUUACACAGAGAAAUAUUUGGCUCUUGACUGUUUGCUUUUCUCUAUGUGGCAGGCGGAUAUGCUGAGGUCAUUAGCCAACACAAAGCCCACUGUGAAUGAACAUGACCUGGAAAAACUAAAGAAGUUCACAGAAGAUUUUGGACAGGAAGGCUAAUCCAAAGACCAUUGAGACCCUAAAUUUCUUUAUUUGGAAUUCUUGCCUCUUUAUUGCCAAUAAAUGAAUUGCGCCUUCCUUCCUUUCCAUAUGAACUGAUGAGCCAUUUGCAAGGACCCUUGAGCUUUUAUAUUAUCACUUUCCAGAAAUAUCUAUUAAAUGUCUUCUUCUGAGAGCAUGAUACUGGGAUCUUGUGGCGAAGAAGAAGGAAAACGUGGUGAAAACACUUUAACAUGUAACAGCCCCUUUAGCUAUUGCAGUUUUUUAAGUUUGGAUUUCAGGUAAUUUAUACUAGUCCUAGUUUAUCAAUAUUAUAAAACUCCUAUAGACCAAAAACUGGGAUGGGGUAUUUGUGACAUUCCAAAUGUUAUAGAACUCUCAGCUUUCAUCAGACCUGGCCAAUAUUGGCAACGGUCAGGAAUGAUUGAAGUUGUGGUUCAACUAUAUCUGAGGGUUACAGGUUCCCCACCCCAGCCUAAAAAACAAAACAAGUUGGGCAGAAGACACAUUGAUUGCCUGGUGUUUUCAGUGUCAGUCAAUUUUGUCUGCAAAGAAAUUCUCCAUUUGGAAUUAUGCAGCAUUUGGUAAUAUAUGUAGUUACAUGGGAGUUGAUUAUAAAGAAUGGCGAAAGAAAUUGGGGUUGGGAAGUGAGAAAGAAGAACUUGCAUUUUUUAAAAGGCCAGUACUUAACCGAGUGUAAUGUUGAACUGGUACUUUGUAUUUUCUUUUCUGCUUUGUGGUAUUCAGACAUUGCCUUAAAAGCAGCAAGCAUUGUUUUUAACACCAAUAGACACCUGUCACUGUGCAACCUACCAGAAAAUAGCUUAAAAAAUAAAUAAACAUUUUGGAGGAACAUUCCCUCCCCCCUCCUGUUUUCAUGGAACAUUUCUGUUGGGUAAGAAUCCAUGGACAACCCUGCAGACCAAAUUUUAGCAAGCCAUUCAUUGAGGGAAGGAUAAUUCUGGACUCAUUUGCAAAGAAACUUUGGGACCAAGUAGGGAACGGCGUAGCGAACCUCUCUGAGGUGCCAAGGGAAGUUGGUCUUGUUCAGAGUCUACCUACAAAUGUCUAGCUUAUUAGUUCAAUAACUAAAUAUAUUGGGAAUGGGUUGACAUUUCUUUAAACACAGUAUAGGGGUAGUGCAUAUGGGUUCCCCGCCUCCCAAGGCCUUUGCUAAGAAUUAUUCAUCUUAGAGAAGUGCCUGAAUGUAACUUACAACACUGCGGUCACAGCACUGAGGUGUGCCUUGCAAGUUUGCCCCUGUUGUAGACAAGUGAUAAUCAAUAAUGUAACACAUUGCAUUAUUGUUAAUAGAAUUGUACCUUGUAGAUGCUUUGUGCUUUACAAGAUUUCUGAGUUUAUUAAGUACUGUAUGGUUACUCUCAUGAUAUUUGGUUUUGUUUUUCUGUACAUAUUCUGUGUACUUUCUGAAAUCAUAGGACUGGUGGAAAUUUGCUUAUGAAUGAAGUAAAAAGUUGCAAUACAACACUAGCUUAUGUUUCUUUAGUUUUUUUCCCUUUUGGGCAGCUUUAUAUGUUAAAAUAUUUGUUGCAUUAAUUUUUGCAUAUGCUCAGAAAUACAAUUCAAAUGAUAUUCUGAAAUCUACUCAAAGACAUUUUUGAGAACACAUCUUUGAAACUGCACUUUACUUUUUAUAGUUCUAUAUUGCAGUGCUUCAUUUUUCAUUUAUUGACAAACAUUUUUCAGAGCACUGAACUCUUUACUGUCAUAUGCAUUGUGUAGACCCAGCAUUUUCCAUACCUACUUUCUUACCGCUUGCUUCUACUGCCUGCUGCAUUAUAUCUGCUUUCAAAAUCAAGUGGAUUUGAGACUUGGUUUUGACAUGUUGAGCUUCACCUUGUGUUCAUGUUAUGAUGUGUGCACUCUUAGAACAUUUGGCACUUAUAUCAUGGAGACCGUAGGUCAUCAGUCAAAGCUCUUCUGUAAUGGUUUAAAAUCCAAAAUAAAAUAAUGUUCAUGUUCUG
This is a messenger RNA of Podarcis lilfordi (Lilford's wall lizard), 22968 nucleotides long. NCBI's taxonomy places the organism in Eukaryota, Metazoa, Chordata, Lepidosauria, Squamata, Lacertidae. The record is from the annotation of a GenBank genome assembly.